GAUAAAUCACAGUAGCCAAUUUCUCACAUAAUUUCAAUUUGACCAUGGACAAAAAUAAAAGAGGGACCAUUUUUGUAAAUUAAUACUUUGGCGGUCUAUUUCCGUAUUUCCGAUAUUUGACGUAAUUUAUGCUAGUAGCUCAAUUUCAUUUCUCCUUAAGAAAUUCAAAGAGUAAUAAUUGCUGGAAAAUGAACAUGGAAUCGGAGAAAGAGCAAUUUUUGAAGGAAUAUGGAAGCGAUUAUGGUUAUCCAAAUUCUCCCAAAAACAUUGAUGAAAUUAGAGCUACAGAAUUCAAGCGCUUAAGCGAUACGGUAUACUUGGAUCAUGCUGGGGCGACUCUCUAUUUCGAAUCGCAAAUGGAAGCUGUUUUUAAGGACCUUAAUUCUACUGUUUAUGGAAAUCCUCAUAGUCAGAGUAGUUGCAGUUUGGCUAGUGAGGACGUUGUUGGGAAAGCACGCCAACAGGUCCUUAAUUUCUUCAAUGCAUCACCAAGAGAAUAUAGCUGUAUAUUCACUUCUGGGGCAACGGCUGCACUAAAACUAGUUGGAGAGACCUUCCCAUGGAGCAAUGACAGCAGUUUUGUGUACUCAAUGGAGAAUCAUAACAGUGUCCUUGGGAUUAGGGAAUAUGCUCUCAGUAAAGGAGCUGCUGCUUUUGCAGUUGACAUUGAAGAGGGCACACAUCUUGGUAAAUCAGAAAGCUCCAAGUCUAACUUUAAACUAACACAGCACCGCGUUCAGAGAAGAAGUGAAGGUGGAGUUCCGAAAGAAGGGAUGGCAGGUAGUGCGUACAACUUGUUUGCAUUCCCAUCAGAGUGCAAUUUUUCAGGUCGAAAAUUUGACCCGGACCUAGUUAAGAUUAUCAAGGAAGGGCCUGAAAGAAUCUUAGAAAGUGCCCAGUGCUGCAGAGGUUGCUGGUUGGUUCUGAUAGAUGCUGCCAAAGGAUGUGCCACCAAUCCGCCAGAUUUAUCAAAGUUUAAAGCAGACUUUGUUGUCUUCUCGUUCUACAAGUUAUUCGGCUACCCAACUGGCCUUGGAGCUCUCAUUGUUCGAAAUGAUGCUGCUAAGCUGAUGAAGAAGACCUACUUUAGUGGAGGUACGGUGGCUGCAGCUAUUGCUGAUGUUGACUUUUUCAAAAGAAGAGAAGGUGUAGAGGAAUUUUUUGAGGAUGGAACCAUUUCGUUCUUGAGCAUAGCAGCAAUUCAACAUGGGUUCAAAAUAAUUAAUAUGCUAACAACAUCUUCGAUUUCCCGGCACACAGCAUCACUUGCAGCAUAUGUGAGGAAUAAGCUUUUGGCGUUGAAGCAUGAAAAUGGAGAAUUUGUUUGCACACUUUACGGGGUAUUAUCUAGUGAAAUGGGUCCUACUGUUUCAUUCAACAUGAGAAGACCAGAUGGAACAUGGUAUGGAUAUCGUGAGGUGGAAAAAUUGGCAACCUUGGCAGGAAUUCAACUUCGGACAGGAUGUUUUUGCAAUCCUGGUGCUUGUGCUAAAUAUCUUUGUUUGUCGCACUUGGAUCUUCUUUCAAACAUUGAGGCUGGGCAUGUGUGCUGGGAUGAUCGUGACAUUUUAAAUGGAAAACCAACUGGAGCUGUCAGAGUAUCUUUUGGUUACAUGUCAACAUUUGAAGAUGCCAUGAAAUUUGUCAACUUCGUGGAAAAUAAUUUUGUAAUAUUAUCGUCCGAUCGAUGUGCAUUGCAGCCCAGCCCAAUCUGUCUGCCAAUUGAAGGGAUUGCAAAAGCUGCUGCACGACAUAUCCUCACAUCUAUUACUGUCUAUCCAAUAAAGUCUUGUGGGGGAUUUAGUGUGGAUCAGUGGCCUCUAACGUCUACUGGGUUAUUGCAUGAUCGUGAAUGGAUUCUCAAGAGCACAACCGGUGAAAUUCUCACCCAAAAGAAGGUUACAGAAAUGUGCAAUAUUUCCACGCUGAUUGACCUCAAUUUGGGAAAACUGUUUGUAGAGUCACCUCGUUGCAAGGAGAAAUUGCAGAUUGAACUCAAAUCCAACUCACUUGUCACCGGAGAUAUAAUGGAUAUCCAAAAUCAUAGAUAUGAAGUCAGAAGUUAUAACAAUGAGGUUGAUAUCUGGUUCAGCAAGGCAAUUGGUCGACCUUGCACUCUAUUAAGGAAUUCCGGUUCCCAGAGUCACUCCUGCAUAGAUAAGAAUGGCAGCCGUGGCAUAUGCAGGGAUGUUGGCGCUAGAUUGAAUUUUGUUAACGAAGCCCAGUUUCUGCUGGUAUCUGAAGAAAGUAUAGCUGACCUCAACUCUAGGCUGAAAUCAAAGGGACGAAGGAGCAAUGGUGGACACACAGUUCAAGUUGGUGCAAUGAGAUUUCGACCCAAUCUUGUAGCAUCUGGCGGUGAACCAUAUGCAGAAGAUGGAUGGAGCAAACUAAAUAUUGGAGGGAAAUAUUUUAUGUCUUUAGGUGGUUGCAAUCGUUGCCAGAUGAUCAAUAUAAGUGCAGAGGCUGGAGAAGUACAGAGGUUUAGUGAACCUUUGGCAACUUUAGCAGGUUACAGGAGAGCAAAGGGGAAAAUAUUGUUUGGCAUACUGCUGAGGUAUGAGAAUAAUGCGAAAACCAAGUCAGAUACAUGGAUUCAUGUAGGAGAAGAAAUUUUUCCAAAUGGAGAUAGGCACUGAUUAUUUUUCUUGGAAGUCCCUAUUUGAGACUUGUAAGUAGUCACACACGGGUGAUACAAGUGUUCAAUGUUAUGAAGCAGUUGCAGAAAUACUUGGUCGCACCAGGUCGAUACAUCAAACUGUGCUUUGUUGUUGUAAUCUGUAUGCAAACGAGUGUAUACUUCUAGCGCAUAUCUUAAUUCUUUGUAAUCAGUGCAAUAGAAUGUUAAUGAAUAAUGGCUAUGUUUAUGUUCUUUGGGCUGCGUACCGUUCUGUGCGGGAUAUAUAUGUUUUUAGUUUGUGUUGUGCAAGUGCAACCCAUGGAUGUUGUAAUUUGCCAGUACUGGCUAAUGUAUAUACCAUUCAUAUCCACUAUAACUUAUGGUAUUCCUUGAUUUAUGAAUCAUGCAAAAGUCGUCGGGACUUCGCCAUGAUCUUAUUAUUAACAGCGCUUUCUCGACA
Messenger RNA from Capsicum annuum, 3080 nucleotides. Its product is annotated as molybdenum cofactor sulfurase. Lineage: Eukaryota; Viridiplantae; Streptophyta; Magnoliopsida; Solanales; Solanaceae. The transcript has 22 exons. The record is from RefSeq and is a predicted model, not a curated record. Gene Ontology annotation, biological process: Mo-molybdopterin cofactor biosynthetic process. Gene Ontology annotation, molecular function: molybdenum ion binding; molybdenum cofactor sulfurtransferase activity; pyridoxal phosphate binding. The coding region runs from base 129 to 2639 and encodes 836 amino acids.